UCAUUUAGCCUAUUACUGUGCUGUUGAAGAGUUUUAUCAACAAGUUCCGAAGUGUUAGGGGCUUUUUGACUGUUCUGAUUCUUGUGGAAUUUUGGACCCUGCAUUUAUUCGGCAGAAUGAUGCAACAAAUUCUGAGAGACUUGUACAUUGAUCCAGACCUUCUUGCUGAACUCAGUGAGGAGCAGAAACAAAUUCUGUUCUAUAAGAUGAGAGAGGAGCAGGUUCGACGCUGGAUGGAAAGAGAGAAUCAUGAGAGUGUUAAGGAACGAGUGAGGAAGAACAAAAAGAGUGCCAACAAGGCAUUGCGCUGGCUACAGGGCCAAGAUGGAGAAGUCUGGGUAUGGAUAAUGGGUGAAGCUCCUGGAGACAAGCCCUAUGAGCAGAUAUCAGAGGACCUCAUGGCCGAGCGAGCAAGGAAACAAGCUCAGAAGGAGGCCCAGGAGUUGUGGCGGGAGAAGGAAGCUGAGAUAGAGAGGAAGUUUCGAGAUGCAAUGGCUAAGGAGAAGGCACGAUUUGUAGCUGAGAAGUGGCGGGAAGAAACCAAGAUACAGGAGGAACUGCGGAAACGGGAGGAAGAGGAGAGGCAGCGUGGGGAGGAAGAGAUACGACGCACAGAAGAGAAGAGGGCAAAGGAGUUAUACAUCAGUCUCAAGCAGCAGCAUGACGACAGGCAAAAUGACCGAGAAGAUAAAGAGUGGCAAGAGCAAUUGAGAAAGUCUAAAGCUGCAGAUGAGGCAAGGAAAGAGAAAGCUCGAUGUGCACGAAAUGAAUCUAAUCGGCAGUCUUUGAGAACAAUUGAGAAAGGUCGUGUUGCAGGUCUCAGUGGAGUUUUUCAGAAAACCAGCAUCAAUGACACUGGAUCAGCCCGCCGAAAUAGUGCCAGUAUUGCCAAUACCACCUCAUCUCCAGUAGCUGUCACUGAUCCAGUUCAACUUAAUAAAAGUGAACAGAACCACAGGCACGUCAUGACCACUGGACAUCCUGCUAGUGACAGUCAGUGGACUCGGUCACCAUGGCCCAAGUCUCGGGAUUCAGUGAUGCAUUGGUUCCAAGAGCAGCAGCUUCCAAAGAGAGCCGGCUUUGAAAGGAACAGUCAGGAUAUAGCACCUUGGUUUCACGGUCUUAUUACCCGACAAGAGGCAGAGUCUCUCCUCAUGAAUGCCUCUGAAGGCUCCUUCUUAGUUCGUGUUAGUGAGAGAAUCUGGGGGUACACCCUUUCCUAUCGCCAACAGAGUGGCUUUAAGCACUUUCUGAUUGAUGCCUCCGGAGAUUAUUACAGUUUCCUUGGCGUCGACCAAAUCCGCCAUGCUACUCUAGCUGACCUGAUUGAAUUUCACAAGGAGGAAGUGAUCACAACAUCAGGGAGUGAGUUACUACAGGAAGCAUGUGCUGUGAAAACUUCUGCAAAUGACUGUGGUGGACUGUUCCAAUGAAGGAUGAUGACACAGAUCAGUUAAUGUGGAAUGAAAAACACAUCUGCUUUGUAGAGGAAGCACACCUUUAAUCGCACACAGCACACUAGCAGCAUGAAAGUUUGCAAUAAACGCACCACUAAGCAACCCACACACAGCAGACAAGCUCAAUAGCAGUUAGAUGUGACGUCCAAGGCAAAUGUCACUGAAGCGGCUAUGGCAUUUAGUAGAAUGGACACAAAUGCUUACUAGUCUUGGCUUAGGAACCUGCCACUAAUAGAAUUAGAAUUUGAGCUUAAGGCAGCUGGAAGACAGUGAACAUGCAGACUGGAACUGGCGGCGAGAUCUUUCAGAGCAGAUGGGGAAUGAGGCACUUGUAGAAAAUGUGAUACUGGGAAAAUAAGUAAUGAAGAUACAUUAUCAGCCCUUUCAUUCU
Messenger RNA from Erpetoichthys calabaricus (reedfish), 1848 nucleotides. RefSeq names its product SH2 domain containing 4Ba (gene sh2d4ba). The record is from RefSeq and is a predicted model, not a curated record. The coding region runs from base 117 to 1433 and encodes 438 amino acids. Lineage: Eukaryota; Metazoa; Chordata; Cladistia; Polypteriformes; Polypteridae. The transcript is spliced from 8 exons. Gene Ontology annotation, cellular component: cytoplasm.